Porites lobata is the source of this 12577-nucleotide messenger RNA. Lineage: Eukaryota; Metazoa; Cnidaria; Anthozoa; Scleractinia; Poritidae. The record is from the annotation of a GenBank genome assembly.
UAAACUGAUACGCUGUAGCAAUUUAUUUGCCACGAGGUCUUUCUUUUCGAUUUGUUAUGAGCGAAGAAUCCUUCUCUCAGUUGUCGCGGUCGUUAGGUACUUUUCUGAGUGAAAUGAAUGCACAGGAUCGGGAUGCGGCGUCUACAAAUGGCCAGCCUACUGGACUGGGCAAUCUUGGCCCCGUAUUCACCGCACAAACGACGGGCGUUCGGUCUGGAUCGAAGUCCAGUGGAGCCAAACCCACGAGAACCUUCCUCUGGCUUGGCUCAGAUACUACAGCUUCAAAUGCCCAAGGCCAAGUAGAAGGCAAACGAAUUAAGUUCGAUAAAUCAUUCAAUGAAAUGGAAAUGCUCUCCCUCUUGAAAAGGGAAUUUAAGGAGAUAGGCAACGCGAGGUAAGUUACUUCUGACUGUCAUUGCGCGAAAAAUUCGAAAUGCAUUAAUAAAUUAUGCGCCUGUUCGUGAUGGGCUGGGGAUGUUAUUAUUCCGGUUUCGUUUAUUUUAUAUGAUUGUCUUGAACUUGAAAUACAGAUAUGUAUUAUGUAUUAUUAUAAAAGACUAAAGUUUAGGGGUGGGACUUCUCGGUGUUGUGGGGCAAAGGUCGUUCUCCUAGGCGUUUAGGUUUGGAGAAUUUGUAUCCCAAAUCGUAAAAUUUGCAAUAAGCUGGGCUUCAUCUUCGGAGUCGCAACAAAGUGGCGAACAGAUGUGGUUGGUGGGUUGGUCAUCAUCUCCCAAACUGUGGUAGCAAAUUUUAUCCUUGAUGUUGGCAUUCCAAAAAUUCACUCUGGCAGGUAGAAGAACAAUAAUUUUUGCUAUUUCUGCUGAGAUCAAAUUAGUCGUCAGACUGACAUGCUAUAAUUUUGGGGACACGUGGAUCAGGGGAAGGGGGUCAAGGGAGUGUCGCGACUAAAAAUAAUGUCGAUACCAUUUCUUAUUUUAAUAUUAUCUCUCGAGACAUGAGCAAAUUUCUUUACACUUGGUUGUUGUGCCUUAAUAUCGGUUUGUAAGAAAUUUGAACCACACAUGUAAGAGGAGCACUAUUGACAAUUGUGAUCCAAAAUCAGUCUCUUUAAUCCAAACCAAGGGUAUGUAUUGUGUUGGCAACAACAACAGGAGAACUCUUAAGGGGGCUGUGACCGUUUUAUAGAGGUGCACAAAAAAUUCAAAAUCAUUUCUACAAUAGUCUAUAUUAUUUCGGGACUAUCUCUUAAAACAGAGGCCACUUGAUAGAGGGUGACUGCUUUAUUGGUAGCGACAAUGCCAAUCUAGGUUACUGAAUUUACUUUACUGUAUCAAUGCAGGAACAGCCAUAAAGAGAGUUGCAUCCCUUCAGUUUACUCCCACCAGCACAACUAGCCAGCUGGAAUAACAAGUCUCAUUGAGCAUAAAUCUGAUUACUUACUAAUGACAAUUUGGAUGGCCCUAAUGCUUAUUGUUCUUCGGUCUCUACAUGGUGUACUGUAUGAUGAUUCCACACUCAAGUCUUUUCUUGUCAUCUAGUAGUUAACCAAUGAACCUUGUAAAAUAACACUUAAUUAUUAAUGUGAAUGUUUUCAUCUUUUCAGCACCAUAAGGUUUUUAAAGGCAAAACCACAUGGCAACCAUGCCCUUUCACCUGUUGGAACGAAUCUCAGUGGGAAGGCUGUUGCAGAAGAAUUUAAAACCUCUUCAACUCGAGUGUUUUUAUCCCAUGACCUUUUUGCAGACAAUAUGCCGUCAACAACAGCAACAUCAGUAUCGUUAGCAACAACAUCAACUGCAACAGUAACAUCAAUAGCAACAGCAACAGCAACGACAACAUCUGUGACAAGUAAUGAUUUUGUUGUAGGUGGAAGUGCAAUCACUGCAGAGAAAGAAAACAAGUGCAUUAAAGGUUUGUCUGUUUGCUCCAGACUAAAUACUGUCCCAUAGAGAGCUAUUUCUGCAUGAGAGCAGGGAGUAUAAUUUAGUGCGAGGUGUGGAAAAGUGAGACUGUUACUGCAGUAAGCUGUGAUUGCAAGUGCUUCUACUUGCGAGCAUGAUAAGUCGUUAACAUGAUGUUGUCACUGACCUAUAAUAGCCAUUUACCAGAUGAUAAAAAAAAUUGCCUUUUCUGUUACUGCAAGUACCUCCUGCAGACCUUUUGGCUUAUAAGUUAAUUUCUACUCAUGCUCCACAAUCCCUACAGAGAAAAAAAGAGAGAGUCUGUGUACCAACUAGGUAAAUGCCAUUCUCCCCUUUUUUGCAGGCGAGUUUGGUCCAAGUUAUAAGGGAGGAUCUUUUCCAGGUAACACAUUUUAACCUUCUUGACCCAUUCUAAUUAACCCCUACUUUCAAAGACUUGGUUGCUUAAUUGUUUCAACAUUUCACAUAUAUUGCAUAUUUUUGCAGUUUUCUUUUAAGGUUGUUGUUGUUGUUGUUGUUUUUUUUUUCAUUCACAGUAGGGACAAUAGUUCAAGACCUAAAUGAUAGGGGGCUGUAUGAACCAGGUAUUCAUUUAAAGUACUGUUCCAAACCCUACCUUUUCAUAGUCACCCUUUGGCUACCUAAGUGAAAAAUAAAAAAAAAAAACGGCUCAAAUUUUGCAAUUAAAACUACACAAGACGUACAGAACCCACCAAAGAUUUGGAGCAUCUCAAGGCUUAUAAUACCCAGACACCAGAGUGACAGAGGCAAGCUUUAAGAAAAAAAGGAAGCAUACCGUUGUGAUUUUCAGGCUAUUAAUUCUUCUAAUCAUUAGCUACUGAGAAUGCCAUAGCUUGGCCAUGAUAGCAGAAAAAUUGGUAGCCGCCAACUGUCUUUGAAUGACUUACUUAGCAGAGAACUUAUCUUAUAAUGGCUGGUAUUCUAGUUAAAUGUGGCUGCUGGUGGAGCAGAAUUCUGCUAUUUGUAUAUAAUGAUGUUGAGGAAGUUAUAAUUUACCAUUACCUUGUAUUUACGAUUCUUUGUUGUAUUUUUACAGGAAUGCUCCAUUCGGACCAAUUAUUACAGCCUCUGGGUGUUGUGUUAGGUCAAGCCAACGUAAAUGGGUUGCCUUUUAUUGGAGUUUCUUUCAAAAGUGUAAGUCAUUAACAACAAUCUACAAAAUUAUCGACAGAUCAGCGCUAUGCAACAACAACCAUAGAUACCAGAGCUGCUUGUAAAAUGAACAACAUGAUAGUAUAAGGGGAUAAUAGCCCAGAAAGGGACAUUUGGCUGCAGACAUGUAGAUGUCCUACCAUCACAUAGUUCCUGCUGUAUUGAAAAGUUAUCAAAUUUUAUUAUUAUUAUUAUUUUUUUUGGAGGGGGGUUGGGGGGGGGUGUUGUUAAAAAGUCUUGAAUUUUUGUUGGGUUCUGUGAAAAGGUUUUGAAAUUUUGUUUGGCAUCCUUGAACCUUGAAAUGUUUUUAAAUUUUAUUUUUUCUUGAAAAACACUUGAAUCACAGUGGAUGUCCUGGAAAAGUCCUUGAAAGCAAUUUUUUGUAGACUUUGGUAUUCCUUUCCCCUGUUUAGCAAUUUUACACACUGCAACAGCAUUUUAUGAAGAGAAAUUGAGAAAGAAAGUAAUCCACUUCAAAAGUACGUCUAUUGCAGAUUUUCCAGCGGUUGUUAGUUCUAUGUUUCGCUGGCUUCUUCAGGAAACAAUGCUUUGAAGGUGUUCUUUUCAUGCUUGUUUAUACUGAUAAAGAUAAAAACUGUAGAGAAGAUGAGAAUUAAGGCAAACAUUUGAUGCCUUAAAAAUUCUCGUAUUUUCUAAGACUGGGAACACGCAUCUUAAUGUAAAAUCUGUGAAAUAACAAAUCUGGAAUUUGGUUCAUGAGUAGUCCUCAACUACAGGUUGAAACUUUUUGUAUGAAUCCUACAUCAGUUAUGACCUAAUUUCCAUUCAUUAUUGUUUUAAUUAAAUGAUGAUUCUGUCUUUAGCUUUGCCAACACAUUUAUAAGGGGCCAAGAAUUGCAGUGGUGGUUGUCUUAAACAACCAUGACACACACCUCUCUCAUGAAGAAUGCCAGAUGCUGAGGUAAAAUCCAUUAACAGGCACAACUCUUACAAACCAUCUUUCAUGCCACCUUGGACACAGAGCUGUAAGAUCAAAUGAAAGUAUUCAUUACUGAGGCCACAAUAUCCAUACAUGACUAUCUGAUAACAUGCAAAUUAUUUAAAUAUACAGUUACAUGUUUAAGAAUUUAGAAUUUUCUAUGGACACAAUGCUAUUCAUUCUAUUUCUUCAGUAAGGAAUGCAGGAACAACCACUGGUAUACUCCCCUCAAAAUUUGUUUUUCCAAAGAGUUAAAACAUGCAGCAGCUAUUCUUAUUGAGAUGUUCUCUGCAGCUUUAUAAAUUACAACAUACUAGGUACGAGAGGCUUUAAUGAUCUGUUCUUUGCUAAUAAUAAUUAUUAUAAUGUAUCAUCUUAACAGCAGGGAGGGCUUGUAUGAGGGAAGAAAGGAAUUAGCAAAAUUGUAUCUUGACUAAUAUUCGAGCAAAAGUGAAGUUUAUCAGUAAGUAGCUAGAGAAUAGAUGUUGUGGAUGUGGUAUCAUGUAUCUGUUUGCAAUUGUUAUCUAUUCAUAGUGACCUAAAAGAGGUGUGUAUCACCGAAAAACUUCUCUACGACCCAGAUCCUUUGAUUUGGAUUUCGGGUCAAGGCAAGAGAGAAGGAAGGAAAGGUAAUAAUAAAAAUAUUGUUAACACCUUUUCACCAUGUUUUAAUCUGGUCAUCAAUGGACUAAACCCUAUAAAACAUUCAUUAGAAAGGUCCACUUCUUUGUGCAUCCAUUUUGGGAUAAAGUGUUUUGCCCUCCAGGCUUGAAAUAGCUAUCUUAAUAAUAAUUAUUAUAAUUUCCACCUAUAAAAACACCUAUAAAAACACCUAUAAAAUACCAACCAUUUCACUCUUAAAAAAAUUGAUUGCUGCAAAUGGCAGUUUAUAGUGGCAUAGUAACAGUGAUCUUUUCACACUUGAAGAUAACGCAUUAUUUCAUGUGUGAAGAGUCACAAUGUUUUUUGCUCGGAAGCUCUCCUGAUAUUCCUUGGUGUUGAUAUAAUAAUUUUCACUCUUCUUGUCUUAUAGCAUUACAAACAGUUGGCGGACAGGGAUUCCAAUGUCCCCAAAUCCUUAUUCUUGCACCUUCACUCCGUGCGUCAACUGUGCCUAUGUUGGUGGAGCGAUUUUCCGGUAGGGAAAAACUCUUUAAAACUUAUAAUGGUAAAAAAUAAUUAGUUAUAAUAAAUCAAAGUAUAUUUUGCAAUUUAUCUUUAAAACUGUGGUCAAUAUCCCAAUUAAAGUUUUAACAAAUUUUUCAGAAUGGUUUACGUGGACGGAGCUUAAAGAGGCCUUAACAAAAGCCAAAGAAACGCUAGAUUUGGUGCAUCUGGCCAGAGACAGGUUUGUGAAAUUAUGUUUUUGGGAGUGUUUUAGAGUGCUUUAUGUUGUUUUUUUUUUUUUUUGCAUUUUGAGUUUUUGGUGGUUGUUUAAUGUUACCCAUUCAUUGUUUUGACUAUUUACAAAGGGAAAAACAGUCCACAAAGGAGACAGAACUCACAGAAAAGACAGUCAGUCACAAGGUACCAGACUUCAUCUAAGCUUCCCUUGUCCAGAUUUCUCAUAUGGUGAUGGGAAUCAUGCCAAAAGGGCAAAAAAGGCUUUUGAUCAGUCAGGGUUAUUCUUAUUUGAUUUGUAUUUUCCAUUGUACUGUUGAACGUAACCGUGCCACAAAGAUGAUCUCUGUGCUUCUAAUCAUGUUUCCUUUCCCAUUAAAUGUCUGCUGGUCUCAAGCGGGUAUGAAAUAGAUUAAUGUUUACCAUCCUUACUUUGGGUAGUAUGUUGCUGUAGACAGGAAGGCCUUCUUCUUUUAAAUACUGAUUUUUCUUACAUGUUUUCUUCAUCAUGAGCUACAACUCAAUUACCUAUAAUGUAUAUCUUAAUAUUUUUCCGCAUAUGUCUGCAUUAUAUGUAUAUAUGUAUAUAUGUUACAGGUCAAAUUACAACCUGUGUGGUAUUCAUCUUCAGAGUCAAAGUGAGUCGUAUCACAUCAGUUGAUGGUAUUAUACUCUGGUUAUUGGCCUGAUUGGUCAAUUACGUUGUGAUGUUAUUGGUCCUCCGUCAGUAAUGUAAUUGGUGUAAUCAGGGUGCAAAGAAAGUCAGUUUUACAGCCUGCCAUUUGGGCAAGCUGUAGCUAGCAUGUACUAGCCCACAAGUCAGUUUAACUAGCCCCACAACCCUUUUUGAUUAGCUGGAUUUUACAAUCCUUCUGUAAUCUGAAUUUCUCCAUUUUUGCAAACAACAGCACUUACCCGUCGGGCAAGUUAAGAACAAAAAUCAUUAGCCCGAUAGCAAAAUCCACCAGCCCUGGGCUAUCGGACACGACUUUCUUUGCACGCUGUGUAAUCCAAUGUAAUUGGUGUGUCUCGAUCCAUCUAUUGUCACAGACAACAGUUUCCUAUUGUUAGUCAAAUUGUCAGCUGUCCAGUUGUUCUCUCAUAGUUAGUUUUGUUUGAUUUCAUCAAUAAGUCCUUUGCACGGUGCCAGUACCUAUUGACCACGAUUCAGUGGCGUUUGUUUCAAGUUAGUAAUGUUAACCCAAGUAGACAUUGAUGCACAAGCCAUGUAUUUUAUUAAAAUGGUCAAGAUGUCUUCAUUAUUGGCUUGGUACCAUUACCAUUACUUUGUGGAAGUCAUGGCUCUUAACAAAAUUAAUAUACACCUUUGGUAAUUGUUUGAGUACUGAUUACCAAUUAACUUUUCCUUCUAUAAUGUUUUAAUGCAGUCUGACAAAUGCACCACAGGUACAGUGGUUGACAGUGAUGAAGGGGAUAUGGUGAGUGAGAAGAGUUUGAUUAAUUCAAUGUAUAAUAUUAAAUGCUUGGCUAUUUCAUAUGUUCACUACCCUUACUUCAUUGUGGGGCUGUUAAAAUGUAUACAAUGUUAAUUGUUUGAGUAGUGAUUACCAUUUCUUUUGUGUUUUAAUGCAGUCUGUCAAUUGCAUCUCAAAAUCAGUGGUAAUUGAUUUAUCCACACCUGAGAAUGACAAAAGUGAUACGGUGAGUGAGUGGAGUAUGACUAAUGUUCUUAAGCCCCCUACCUCCCCCUCAUUUUCAAGGGAAAAAGUCCCCCCUCCCCCUUAAUGCUCUACAAUCAAAUUAACGUACCUUAGACUGCAAUGGGGAUUGAUCUGUUUCAGUCCAAACUUGACCUUCUGAUUCCCAGAGGGGUGUACUCCUUUCAAUUCUUGGUGGGGGUGUACCACCCGUUUCUCCAAAUCCUGACCCUAUUUUGGACCAAAAAAUGAAAGUUUCUAUACCCAUUUUCAGACCUGGCUUUUAGGCACAAAUUUUGUUAGCAUUUCUCAUUGUAAAUUAUUUCUUUAUGCAUAAAAAAGACAAUAAUUAUGUCAUGUUUAUUCUUUAUCUGUUACAUUAUGGUGUACCAGACUUUUCAACAAGAGUGCAGCUGCAAAUUUUACCAAAGUUGGAGGAAUAUAUAAAUUUUCAGACAAUCCUUAAAGAAAGAAUUAAACAAUUUUUUUAUUACAAAUCAACUUACUUUAUCUACUAGUAUAAUCCAGAAUUGGAGAUGUGGAUACGAGAGCAAAGGGCCCUCAGGGUACAGCCUGAAGACCCGGCAGGGGUGGAAGUAAGGGUUCUUACUCCACUGGGGAUGUGGAAACGAAAAAUUCCAAAAACAGCAUUUUACCAAGUAAGUCAUUAUUACUGUUUUCCAUUUCUGUUAAAAAUUAAUAAUUAUGUCGUUCACAGUUUUUUAUUCCAGUGAUAGUAAGAUGUAUGAAAAAGAACUUCAAUAUAACGAAACCUCAAUAUAGCGAACACAUAUUGCAAGUUCUUUGGCCCUUCAUUAAAUCGAGGUUCCACUGUACAUGAAAACAAAUGACACUCUCAAAACAAGUGUUUUUUCAGCCACAUGUUCAUUAUUAUUGACAUUUGGUGGCAUUGAUUUUCCUUUUCAGGAAGUGUACGACUGGUUGGGAGCCGAUUUCAAAAUUCCCCUUUUUUUUAUUCUUGUGCACCAAGCCACAAACAACAUGGUGCAUGCGAAACAAAAAGUAGAGACACAUAGACAUGUCUUGAAAGUUAUUAAAAAGGUAGAUAUCUAAAAUGAAUUAUUUGGACUGUAAUGAUAAGUAAAUAUUUUGUUCACUGAAUUGUGAUAAAAAUAAUACUCAGCCUUUAUUACUGGUUAUUGUUGUUAUUAGUAUAAAUAUUAUUGUCCUUAUAACUAUAAUAAGUACAAACAUACCACAUAUGCGUGUCAACUGUAUGUUUAUGCACUCACUGUCCCUUUCUCUCAAUCCACACCUUCUCUGAAAUGAAAGUUCCAUUAUUUCAAAUAAAUACAGCAUAGUUAUACAUAAUUAUUAUUUACCUACGGUACCUGUAUGUAUUUUAUCUUGGAAUAACUCAAGCAGUUAGUACCUUCUAUUGACAUGUUGUUAAUUAUGUGGUUUUUUUUUUUCUUUCCUUUUAUCCAUUUAUUCAGGAUGCCAGUGAAAUGAAGACACUGAUGGAGAAGGAAGAAGUAAGUACAAUAGUACUUACAAGUGGAGGCUUAACCUUACUAUUAUAGUUAGAGUUAGCACAUCUCUAGUCUUAACCCAAUGUUUCCCUAACCCCUAAAAAUAAACCCUAAUCUUCCUGCUAAUUCUAACCCUAACCUCAAACCUAUCGCUAAUACUGGAACCCUAAACCUUCUGUAACCGCAAACCUAACCAUAAUCCCUACCCUAACUCUUGCUGUUCUGCUAAUUCUAUCCUUAAUUUUGAUCCUUCCCUAGCAUCUAACCUCCACAUAACCCUAGCCUAACCUUAAUGCUAAUUCUUCUCUCAACCCUAAACCAAUCCUAGGCUAACCCUAACCUCACUGCUAAUUCUAAUCUUAACCCUAAACCAAUCCUAGGCUAACCCAGUAACCUCACUGGUAAUUCUAAUCUUAACCCUAAACCAAUCCUAGGCUAACCCUAACCUCACUGCUAAUUCUAAUCUUAACCCUAAACCAAUCCUAGGCUAACCCAGUAACCUCACUAAUAAUUCUAAUCUUAACCCUAAACCAAUCCUAGGCUAACCCCAACCUCACUGCUAAUUCUAAUCUUAACCCUAAACCAAUCAUAGGCUAACCCAGUAACCUCACUGGUAAUUCUAAUCUUAACCCUAAACCAAUCCUAGGCUAACCCCAACCUCACUGCUAAUUCUAAUCUUAACCCUAAACCAAUCCUAGGCUAACCCAGUAACCUCACUGGUAAUUCUAAUCUUAACCCUAAACCAAUCCUAGGCUAACCCCAACCUUUUUUCUAAUUCUAAUCUUAACCCUAAACCAAUCCUAGGCUAAUCCUAACCUCACUGCUAAUUCUACUCUUAACCCUAAACCAAUCCUAGGCUAACCUUAACCAUUUUGCUAAUUCUAUUCUUAACCCUUAAAGUGCUACUACGAUCAAAUUUGGGAAUUUGUUUUUGAUUACAUAUUUCGAAAAUGUAUGUAAAAGUGACUUACCGUGCCAAGUUUGGAGUCCAAAUAUGAUCUGGAAGUGUGUUUAUUUGCACGGCAAUUUUCGUAAAUGUCUUGCCGCCAUUACUCGAUUCAAAAAAUGACCGGGAGUAGUAUUUGAAGGAGUUGGGGCGAGAUGUGACGUAGAAAAUCAACGCGACAAAACAAGGUAAACAAACAUGGCUAAUUUCGCAUGCAGGACGAGAUAUUUUGGAAGCUUUUGGAGGUUCUUUCUUCGCUUUUUUGACUUAAAGCGAAAGUAUGCCUGGUAGACGUUGUGUUGUUCAGGACUGUGGAAACGUAAAGAACGAUGAAUUCUCCUGAUUCGGGCAGCGUUGGAUUAAAGUGGAAAAGGUUCGUGUCCAUUCAUCGGAAGGAUUUCAACACAGUGGGAAAAUUUGCUGUGUGCUCGGAGGAUUGCUAUACGCUUGCUUUUCCGAUGAAAGGCAUGAAAAGGAAUUGGAAGAAGGGGACGUUUCCAACCAUUUGGAAAAAAUCCUCUCAAACACUAUCAAAGCGGAGUCGACGAUCGGUGAGUGAAAUUACAAUUUAUUUGCGCUGUGCUUAUCACUAUUAUAUUUAUUUCCCCAUUUACCUGUGACAUGAUUUUUUCUGGCAUCGUUGUUCAAUAUGAAUGCUCUGACUAUUUGGACUUUCCAUAUUGUUGCAUGUGUUUUCAUACUUUUCUGCUUUCUUCUCAUAGUUAUAGUAAAACGGGAAUUUGCGCUGAGUGGACGUGAAGUCAAUUCCCCAAUUCCCAGACCUUUCCUCUCAAGCGUAAAAUUUAGAAAAAGUGAAGCUACAUAGAAAUCCGGCUCUCUAUUUUUUGAGAGAUUAUCUUGCUGUUACUUUGAGAUUUGACAGUACUCCAAACUUUCCGCCAAGAAAUCUUACAGCAAAUUAGGAGUUACACGCGAGUCUUUUAAAACGACCAAAAAUGGACUUAGUCUGAUUUCUACAUUCUAUAAGUUCAGUUACUGUUUGCGGGUUUUUUUUUUCGUUUGUAUUUUAAUUCUAUUUUCACUGUCUGCAAAUGAUGCAUACAUUUUAAGGCAAAGAUGCCGUUAAACCUUGCUUCCAUUUCUACUUUUGAAAACAUCGACAUAAAGCUCAAAUUUAAACUUGUUUUGAUGGGGAGAUAUAAAAAAUGGUCCUACCUAUUUUCAUUUUUAGCUACUAAAUGAAAUUCUGGCUGGUCAAACUACUAAUGAGGAUACAGAGGAAGAAGACAAUCCUGAAGAAGAGGUGAUCUCUUUGAAAGGAAGUUCUGCACCUGAGGAGAGUGCUGACACUAUGGGGGCUCCCAAUCUCAACCCUGAGGAGUCUCCAGAAGUCGAGGGUGUUCUGAACACAAGUCAGGGUUCCUUGCUUGAGGUAAAUCCUGAAAAGGAGGACUGCAUCCCUGAGACUGAGACGGGUGAGGUAAGUGUUGAUGCUGAGAUGGCUUCAGAGGUCCUAGGUACUCCUGGUGAUAAGACAACUCUCGAGAACCAAGGGAUUUCCGGCACUGAUGAUGUUACUGAGACCAUGCAGAUCCUGGAGGCUCAGGGAAUCGAAAAAGUGCAGGAUAUGGAUAAGUUAUGCAGAUUGAUGAAUCAUUAGUGAUUCCUGAACUUGAACAGGUUUCUAUGGUAGGCGCAUAACUCUAAUUAAUGUUUAUUUGCAUCUUUGUAUUAUCAUAACAAUGGAAAACUACAUGUGCAGUUAUUUUACAACAAUACUAAAACACAAAAAUUCUGAAGUCUUGUUAUUACAGCCUGUAUUAAUGUUGAAAGUUUGUUUUUUGUAGGAUACUCCAACUGGACAUGCUGGGAACUGCACAACAUGCAAAACCCUGAGGAGUGAGGUGACUCAGUUAAGGGGCAAAGUCACAAGACUGAAGAGUAAGUUAAUCUCCAAUCAAGAUCAGUGGGUUGAAACCUUUAAGAGCAUACAAGAGCCGAAGCAGUUGCCGAUGGUGAAUGCUGGUGAGUCAACAAUAAUUAUUGAUGUUGAUGAGUCAUAUAGGCAUAACUGCCUAUCUUUAUAUUUUUAUUACAUUUUAUCAAUGUUUGAUUAUUUAAUAAUAAUUAAAAUUUUAAUGGUAAUAGAAUUUUUUUAAUUCCAUUUGUUUAAGCUAUUCAAACUGAUCCAUGGCCAGUAACAAAUGAGACAGAGUUAGGGCUAGAGGAUGAAUCAGAAGAUGAGCAGGAAAUGCAGGACAGCGCGUAUGAGGAGUUUGAGUGUGAUGAAGACCCUACAUGGAGUCCUGAAGGAAUCAAAGAUGCAUAUAAAAAACUAAAGGAAGAUGAUGACUCGGUGAAGACUCAUCAGAACCCAAGGUACAAAGAUGCAAAAUUUAUUGCAUUUUAACAUCUUAGCUCUAAGUAUCCUCUGGGAAGUGAUUUAGGCCUAAAACUAACUUCCAUUAUGAGUGGAUCUAUUUAGAAACAAGAGUACAUGAAAUUUGUUUUUUAAUUUACUCAGAUAAGAAUUGCAAAAAAAAAAAAAAAGAAGAGGCAUAGCCAGCCCAUAGACUGGAAGUCCCAGGCCUAAAAAUGUUUGGUUUGUCCACUCAACCACUUGUAAUAAAUUAUGCAUCGUUGGGGUGGGCUAGAUAGCUUAAUGGCUCAAAGUUGUCAUGUGUGCAAUCAACAGAAUUAUUAUAAAAAAGCAUUUUUCAGGAUGUAUGUGAGAGUAAAAUCCCAACCCACGAUUAGCCAGGUUUACAACAAGUUGAAAAACUGGCAACACCCUGAGAAAAACAACAAAAAUGAUAAUCAUUUUUUUUAUUGUUAUUUUAUUAUUUCAGAUGCUAUGAUUAAAUGAGUAUUUCCUUUCAAUCAUUUUUUACAGGUUGGAUCUACAAGGAAAAAACAUUCGAGAGGAAUCGAAGGGAAUUGUUUUCCUUUCCAAACUUCUUCUUUUGUUUCAGUUCUGCCACUUGUGCUUCUUUUCAAAACCCAAACUUUCUGUAUCACAGACAGGUACCUUGUUUACCGUAGAAAGUUUCUGCAGAAACUGUAGCCAGACAAAAGUCUGGAAGAGUCAACCAGACCUGCCAGGAAAGUUUCCAGCAGGUAACCUGCUAUUAAGUUUUGCAGUGCUCUGUGAGCCGAGUGAAAAGAAAGAAACGAUACAUUAA